Acanthamoeba castellanii str. Neff is the source of this 1572-nucleotide messenger RNA. RefSeq lists its product as uncharacterized. Lineage: Eukaryota; Discosea; Longamoebia; Acanthamoebidae. The coding region runs from base 1 to 1572 and encodes 523 amino acids. The record is from RefSeq and is a predicted model, not a curated record. The transcript is spliced from 14 exons.
AUGGUGAAAAGACAGAGCCAGCACAGCAGGUCGACCACGGCGGCGAUUGCCGCAACUGCCCUACUGAGCACCCUCUGCUUUGUCGUGGCCUUCUCGUCGCGCCGUGCUGGCGAUGAAAACACGGGCUUCCUCAUACAGCGGAGCACUGGCUCUGUGCGACAGCUGACGGGCUUCCAGGAGUCAGCCGCCGAUGACGGUCGCACCUUCCUUCAAGCCAUGCCCAGGCGGACGUGGGGCGCCCAGGACGUGUCCGACGAGUUCUGCAGCUGGGACGAGCCCUCGCGCUCCUGCAACUGGACCGACUACGCCCAGUCCGUCUCCCUGGUCGCCUUCCCGUCCUUCAUCGUCGGUGUGGUCUUUACGCUGGUGUUGGGCAUUCUCUUCUGCGCGCGGUGCUGUUGCGUCGGCAAACGCUGCUGCCUGCUCCCGUGGAGCGGCUACUCGUUCGAGCCGCUCCUCAUCAACGCCGGGCUCGUCAUCUUCGGUAUCUGCAUCCUCGGCCUGAUCGGCCUGGGCGUGCUGGGCAAUGUCUGGUCGCACGAGGGCAUCAACAACACCUCGGACUCGGCGUCCAACUUCAGCGCGACGGUGAUCAACGUCACGACCGACGCCGCAGCGCUUCUGAUGGAGAUCGAACCCGAGUACGCACAGCAGGCGAAUGACGCGAUCGCCAUGGCCAACGACGUGCAGGACAACCUCGACACGGUUCUCGACAUUCUCGACAAGGUCGAGCUCGCACGAUUCGUCUUCUUUCUGGUCAUCUAUGCCGGGUUGCUGCUCGUGAUGCUGUGCACCUUCGUGUUCGUCUGGUUCUUCCGCAAUUUCCUCUUCUGCAUCAAUUUCUGGUAUUCGUGGCUGGUCUUCAUCUUCAUCUUUCUGAUCCUCACGCUCUGCGUCGCUCUCGGCACUGCGGUGAGCGACGUGUGCGAUGUCUACGACGACUCACAGGACGGCAACAACUCGAGCGUCUUCACCGAGUUCAUCGGCUCGGGCUGGGGCGACUGCUCGGCCCUCGAGGAAAUCAUCAACCCACUCUUUGACGAAUACAAUCAAACCGUGAUCGAAGGCUGUGAGUACUACGCCAACCUGUGCAACAACACCGCCACCGGGGUCACCAAUUGCACGGCGUGCGACACCACGUCCGACAAGGCCCUCCUCACCGCUUACACCCUAGUCGACGAAGUGUUCUACUGCGGCACAUCGUUGGAGCAGUACUGCCCGAACAACGACGUGACUCAGACGCUCGAGCAGUGCAGCACCUACUGCUUGAACCCCGACUACCGCAAUACGUCGGCGGAGGUCGUGCAGUACGCCGAGCUGAUGACGGAACUGGACGCCAUGAUCGCACGGGUCAAGCCCUACGCCGGCUGCCAGCUCAUUACGCGCUUCGUGGAGGCCACCAACGAACCCCUUUGCGUUGAGUACCUGUCGGGAGACUUCUUGCUGGUAGUCUCCGCCAUCGGCGUGUGCGUGUUGUGGCUGUUCUACCAGCUUCUACUCCUGCUCGCCUUCGAACGAGCGAGCCUGCGAUUUGACUCUGAAGGCGACGAUGACCUCUACCCACUCUCAUGA